CAGAAUUCUCGUGACCCAGCUUCGUCUCACCUUCUAAGCUUUCUAAAUGCACUUCACUGGCUUCUCUGUGCUUCUCUUCUCAGGAGUUGCGACCGUCGUCGCGCGCACCGAGCAAACCAAGCGUGAUGCAAGUCAGCCAUACUUCGACAUCUAUCAAGGUCCAAAUGAGCAGGAUUCUAUCAUCAAUGAUCCCUCUACUCAACUCGACUACACCCUGUCUGCGGGAGAGGCAUUUCCCAACCCAUACAUGGUCGACAGACUAGGAACGACUGGCCCUCUUCUUAUUUCGUCCACUAGCCUGAUCGAACAACUGGCUCACUUUGUCCGUGAGAGGGUGCCUGAGCGCACCGUCCACGCCAAAGGCGCAGGUGCCCAUGGUUGGUUCGAAGUGACUACACCUGUGGCUGCAAAUUACUCUAUGGCGAAAGUCUUCUCGGAUGUUGGCAAGCGUACCCCGGUUACUGCUCGAUUUUCUACAAUUGCUGGUAAUCUGGGCAAUGCGGAUACUGUUCGGGACCUGCGAGGGCUCGCCUUUAAGCUGCGCACAGAAGACGGAAUCUUGGAUUGGCCCUUCUUAAACCACCCUGUUUUCUGGCUCCGGGAUCCGGCGAAGUUUCCUCACUUUAUUCAUUCUCAGAAACGUAAUCCUCAGACAAACACUUUGGAUCACAAUAACUUCUGGGAUUACCUUUCCGCGAAUAAUGAAUCGAUCUACCAGACCAUGCGUACCAUGUCUGACCUCGGGACCCCAUACGGUUUCAGGCAUAUGAAUGGCUUUAGUGGCAACGCAUUCCGCGCUGUGAAGGCUGAUGGAUCUUGGGUUUAUAUCAAAACCUCCGCGUAUACGGAUCAGGGCAUCAUGAACAAUACUAAUGACGCAGCCAUCACGCAAGCUGGCACGAACCCCGACUUCGGCGUCCAGGAUCUUUAUGACUCCAUUGCAGCCGGAAAUUACCCCAGCUGGACAAUCUACUGGCAAACCAUGACGGCUCAGGAAGCGGCGAAUUAUAAAUACGACCCCUUGGACCUGACCAAAGAGUGGCUCGUAGAAGACAUACCUCUGAAGGAAAUUGGUCGGAUCACCCUCGUUCAGAACCCGACUAAUCAUUUCUCGGAGGUCGAGCAAAUUGGUUUCGACCCUGCAAACUUGCCUUAUGGUCUCGAGCCUAGCGAGGAUCCCACGCUGCAAGCGCGAUUGUUCGCUUACGCUGAUGCCCAGCGAUACCGCACUGGAAUUAACGGAAGACAACUUCCUAUCAACUGCCCCCUCAAUCCCGUCGCGAACUUCGUGCGUGAUGGUGCCAUGAGUUUCAACAAUCAGGGAAAGCGCCCCAACUUUUGGUCGCAACAAGAUAUGCUUCAGCUUGCUCCUCGCCCCUAUAAUGACGACAAUUACAACACUUGGACUGGCGGUGUCGUCAAGUACCUCAGCUCUCCCAGCGAGAUAGAUUUCGACCAGCCCAGGAUCUUCUGGAAUGGUUUGUCUGAACGUGAUCAAAACAACUUGAUCUACAAUGUCGUCUCGCAUCUUGGACAGGCUAGCGACAUGGCCAUCCGCCUCAAGCAGUGCCAGAUAUUCUACCAUGUGAAUGAGACCUUGGGUCAAGCCAUUGCAGCGGGAGUGAAUAUCACGCUUUAGAUACAAAAUAGACGACUGUAAAACAACGGACAUUCUCGUCGUUACAUUUCAUUCACGCAAUAUAUGAGUUCAUGUACAGUGCUGUAUCUUUGGGUCAAAGGAAUAUGUUCAAUAUCACCC
This is a messenger RNA of Suillus clintonianus, 1759 nucleotides long. RefSeq names its product catalase-like domain-containing protein. Gene Ontology annotation, biological process: hydrogen peroxide catabolic process; response to hydrogen peroxide. Lineage: Eukaryota; Fungi; Basidiomycota; Agaricomycetes; Boletales; Suillaceae. Gene Ontology annotation, molecular function: heme binding; catalase activity. The record is from RefSeq and is a predicted model, not a curated record. The coding region runs from base 47 to 1639 and encodes 530 amino acids. Gene Ontology annotation, cellular component: cytoplasm; mitochondrion; peroxisome. The transcript has 20 exons.